CUCCAAAGAAAAGAUCAACUAAAUCUCGCAAGACUCUGCCAUCACCUGCCAAGAAAAAACAGAAUCAGGCAAAAGCAGUUAAAGCAGUUCCCAAAAAAAGUUCAGCCAAAAAGAAAACUCUAAAGAAACGAAAAAAUAAACAGUUAACUCCAAUCAAAAAAGGGCCAGCUAAGGCAACAGCAACAAGAGCAGUUUCAAAAGUCAAAAAGAAAAACCUAACUACAUCUAAAAAGACAGCAUCUACAUCUGCCAAGAAAAAGCUCAAUCAGCCAAGAAAAGUUGCAACAAAAAGGAAAAUAUCUAAAGCCAAAAAUACAGCGUCAAAGAAAUCCAAAAACUUUACUUCACCUGCCAAGAAACAAGUGAAUCAACCUAAAGCACUGAAAUCAGUACUAAAAACACAACCAGCCUCAAAGAAAAGACCAAAUCAAUUGAACAGCUCCUUGUCUAAAACUGCCAGGAAACAGUCAAAUCAAACAAAAGAAGGCAAAUCUCCAGCUCUCGGAAAAACUCUGGCCAAAAAGAAAAACCUACAAAAACCUAAACCAGCUGCUAGAAAACUAUUCAAUGGGUCUAAAUCUGCUAAAGCCGAACCAAAAAGAUCUCCAGCCAAGAAGAAAAUUCAAAAGAAAUCUACACAGAAAGGGUCCACAGCAG
Messenger RNA from Ailuropoda melanoleuca (giant panda), 657 nucleotides. Its product is annotated as sperm-specific protein PHI-2B/PHI-3-like. NCBI's taxonomy places the organism in Eukaryota, Metazoa, Chordata, Mammalia, Carnivora, Ursidae. Gene Ontology annotation, biological process: nucleosome assembly. Gene Ontology annotation, molecular function: structural constituent of chromatin; DNA binding. The annotation marks the transcript as partial. Gene Ontology annotation, cellular component: nucleosome. The record is from RefSeq and is a predicted model, not a curated record. The transcript has a single exon.